AUGACCGAAAGGAUUCUUGUUUCAACCCUAAUUGUCUGUGUCUUCAUGACGCUAUGUUGUAUUAAUGAAGCCUGUACAGAAGUGCUAAAUAAAAAUGCCUAUUUUCAAAUUAUUCGGAUGCUGUUCUCAUAUCCGGGUUCCGGUAAAUCGAUCUUGAUUACCAGUUUAAAAAAUGCUGUAUUUCGCCAGAAUUUUACAUGGGAUCAACAGCAGUAUGAAAGUUUCAAUAGUGGAAUUGAAGAUUUGAAAUACUAUGAAAUUCUGAGCGCUGCGUCUGGACGACUUGGAUAUUGGCGACGUAUAGGUGAAGGUAUCGAAAAUUUUUUGAAAAAAAAUCUAUCUCAGGAAGAAGACAUUAGGCAAAUCAAAUUAGAAGAUCGUAAUGGUAAAUUAUUUGGAACGUUUGGUAGCUUUGCUGAUAUGGUACACUUUGAACGAUGUGCGCAAACCGAUACUUUAACUACGGAUAUAACUACAGCAUCGACUGCUUCAACUGCAGGAAAAUCAUCAUCAACCACAAUCAGGAACUUUACUGAAAAUUCGUCUGAUUUACCUACAAAUACUACUGCUCUACCAUCGGCACAAAUGCUGUCUGUUGAUCCAGUGAAGUAA
Molecule: messenger RNA, 612 nt
Organism: Enterobius vermicularis (human pinworm)
Lineage: Eukaryota; Metazoa; Nematoda; Chromadorea; Rhabditida; Oxyuridae
Source: the annotation of a GenBank genome assembly